AUGGCAGGAGACACCGUCCUCGUCCUCGGCGCAACAGGCCCCUCGGGCAUCUGUGUCGUCCGCGAGCUACUGCACCGCAAUCACCGCACCAUCGCGUACGUCCGCAGCCCGGAGAAAAUCCCCGAUGACUUGAAAUCGAACCCGCUCCUUGAGAUAGCCACAGGCACCAUCGAAUCCCCCUCCCUCGCCUCCACCAUGGGCCGCACCCGCCCAACCACCAUCAUCUCGCUUCUCGGCCCAACCCCCUCCUCCCUCGCCAACCCCUUCGGCCCGCCCCUGCCCUACCCGGCCCAAUACCCCGAGCACAUCCUCCCGGCCGCGCGCGAGCACGCCGUGCGCCGCAUCCCUGGCGCUGUGCACCAUCUCGUAUGUCACGGCCGAUGA
Molecule: messenger RNA, 384 nt
Organism: Chaetomium globosum CBS 148.51
Lineage: Eukaryota; Fungi; Ascomycota; Sordariomycetes; Sordariales; Chaetomiaceae
Exons: 2
Coding region: 1-384 (127 amino acids)
Source: RefSeq, a predicted model, not a curated record